CGCUGGGUGCGGGCCGGGAUGGAGCCGCCGCCGCCCGCCUGAGCCCCGCUGCGGCCCGGGGGGACCCCCGGCAGCCCGGGGGGGAUGGCGCUCAGCUCCCGGGCUCACGCCUUCUCGGUGGAAGCCCUGGUGGGCCGCUCGGCCAAGAGGAAGGUGCCGGAGGGGCGCGAUGAGGAGCCCGGCCCCGGCUGCCGCUCGGCCCGCAGAGCCCCCGAGGCGGAGAAGCGGCCCAAGGCCGGCGCCGAGGCGCGGCCGGCCGGGGUGCAGGUGGAGCUGCAGGGCUCCGAGCUCUGGAGGAGGUUCCACGACAUCGGUACCGAGAUGAUCAUCACCAAGGCCGGCAGGAGGAUGUUCCCGUCGGUGCGGGUGAAGGUGAAGGGGCUGGAUCCGCUGCAGCAAUAUUACAUCGCCAUCGACGUCGUCCCGGUGGACUCCAAAAGAUACAGGUACGUCUAUCACAGCUCGCAGUGGAUGGUGGCGGGGAACACGGACCACUCGUGCAUCACCCCGCGGCUCUACAUCCACCCCGACUCCCCCUGCUCGGGGGAGACCUGGAUGAGACAAAUCAUCAGCUUCGACCGGGUGAAGCUCACCAACAACGAGAUGGACGACAAGGGGCACAUCAUCCUGCAGUCCAUGCACAAGUACAAGCCCCGCGUCCACAUUAUCGCCCAGGACUCUCGCUUCGAUCUAGCGCAGAUCCAGUCGCUGCCGGCCGAGGGGGUGCAGACCUUCUCCUUCCAGGAGACUGAGUUCACCACCGUGACGGCCUACCAGAACCAGCAGAUCACGAAGCUGAAGAUCGACAGGAAUCCCUUCGCCAAAGGUUUUCGGGACCCCGGCAGGAACAGGGGGGUCCUGGAUGGGCUCCUGGAUUCCUACCCGUGGCGACCGCCCCUCGCCCUGGAUUUCAAGGCUUUCGGCGCAGACAGCCACGGUGGGAGCUCCAGCUCUUCCCCGGUGACCUCCAGCGGUGGGACCCCCUCUCCUCUGAACCCCUUGCUGUCUCCCUCGUGCUCCCCUCCCACGUUCCACCUGCCAGGGAGCAACAUCGGCGUGUCGUGCCCCGAGACCUUCCUGCCCAACCUCAGCGUGCCCCUCUACUACAAGAUCUGCCCUACGAGCUUCUUAAGACAACAGUCUCUCAUCUUUCCGAGCCACAAAAAGCUGGGAGGCACCAACCCACACCUCUUACCCCACUUCAUGGUGGAUGUGCCCAAACUGUCCUCCCUCGGCAUAACCAACCUGAAAAGCGCCAAAGCCGAAGACUUAAACACUCAGUGCCUGCAAGUGCCCGGCUCUGCUGGUCAAAUGCUGUAUGGAUUACAUGCAUCUGGAAACAUUUUCCCAUCAAGUCCCAUUGCUCGGGAAGCACUUAAUUGUUCUUUACAUCCUCCAUAUGGCCUGUAUGGUUAUAACUUCUCUGUGCCAUCCAGACUGAUGAAUGCAGGAGGCCAUUUCAAAGGGAGUGACAGCGUCCCGGCCGCUCUGAGCGAGGGCAGAUGUCACCACUCCAGCUGGCACCCCACAGUUAACCACUGCCUUUAGUGGAAUCACAGAAUAUUCCGAAGCAUUGAUAUGUAAAGCAAGUCCUUCCUUCCUUUCAUGCCCACGAACUUGUUAGUUAUUGACUCUGAAACACUUCAUGGUACAGGAGAGGGAUGUCCAGGCUUUUAACCCUUUCUUUUGUGGGCAGAUGUGUCGUGGUGUUGGGAGGGUAGAGGAUUCGGAAGGGUGCAAGAUCUUGGAGCAUGGACAGUCUGAGAUGACCCACAGCCAAGUGAUCCCUUUUGAUCCUGUUUAUGUCACGGUUGUAGGUUGAGAGCAAACUGUGCAGUCACCUUUUUGAUAAUUGCACUCUCAAAUGGGACUGGAGGCAUCUGUAUUUCUACAAGUAUGUUUUCUCUCUCUCACUUGCCUUUAAUCAGCUCAGAGUCCUGAGGAGCUGCUGCUCACUCACUCCAGUUUUACCCCUGGGGAGCUGCUGCUCACCUACUCCAGUUUUAUCCUUAAUUUCAAAGGGACUAUCCAAGACCUGGAGUCAGCAAAGGAGCCACAUUUGGCCAAAUGCUCAAGUGUGCUCGCAAGUUCCCUUGGCUCUAACGGGUCCUAAUUAAUGACAUGAAAGUGCCUUUUCUCCAAGAUCCCGUGGGGAUGUAAAUUCAAGUGUCUGCUGCCAGGGUAAAGAAAGGCAGGAUGAAAAAUGGAUGUGUUCCUACCACAUGGGGAGAAGGUGGAGGGUGCUCAAGAGCCUCUCCAGGCCAUGCCCUCCAGCAGCACUGGCACUGACAGCGUGGUGGGAACAACAGGGAUGAGGGUCACACAUCCCUCCCACGGCAAAAUGGAUCCAAGCCGAGGGACCUGGAGGAUCCAUCUCGGAGAGCUGUGUGAGAUGAAACACCUCCAGGAGCCCUGCAGGACACUUUUCCUACCCAGUGCUCUCAGCCCCAGAAGAUCCACCUGGGAUCACAUCCAUGAGCCUGUGUCCAAGGGAAGGGGAAAGGAUGCUCCUGGCUUAGUCCCAUGGAGAACACAGAUCCUUUAUGGAGAGUUACAACUCCACAUGAGAUCCACAUCUCUCAACAUGAGAUUUUCAAUUCCUUCCAAAAGUCCUGUCUGUUUUAUUGUAACCUGUGGAUAUUCUUGUUAUUCCUGUAAAUAAUCUCCAGCUCUCAAGGGCACAG
Messenger RNA from Pipra filicauda (Wire-tailed manakin), 2684 nucleotides. RefSeq names its product T-box transcription factor 22 (gene TBX22). The transcript has 8 exons. Gene Ontology annotation, biological process: regulation of transcription by RNA polymerase II; cell fate specification; positive regulation of DNA-templated transcription. NCBI's taxonomy places the organism in Eukaryota, Metazoa, Chordata, Aves, Passeriformes, Pipridae. The record is from RefSeq and is a predicted model, not a curated record. Bases 85 to 1548 code for a protein of 487 amino acids. Gene Ontology annotation, cellular component: nucleus. Gene Ontology annotation, molecular function: DNA-binding transcription factor activity, RNA polymerase II-specific; RNA polymerase II cis-regulatory region sequence-specific DNA binding.